ACACAUUUUAGGGACAGCGAAAGGGUCUGAUCCAAGUUUUCUCUCUAUCUUCGCUCGGCUUCCACGUCCUUGUCAAGAGCCCUAGCUCGCCACCGGCAGGAAUUCGUCGAUCCCGCGAGGCGCUGGGAAAUGGAGCACUGGUAGGCGGUCGACCUAAUUCUCGGGAAGGUGUGGCGCACGCCGAGAAUGUAUGUCAGCUGCGAGAUUUUGAGCCGGAUUGGAUGCGCAAGGCCUUCUCCCAGCUCAGGGAUCAGUGAUUUGUAGCGCAGGGUCGCGGAUUUUCGAUGGCACAGGCUACUGCUGCGCAGGAUCCAGCAAUGGCCGUCACGACGGAUAAUCACAAGGGACUGGUGUUGGCUCUCUCAUCCAGCCUCUUCAUUGGAGCGAGUUUUAUCAUCAAGAAGAAAGGGCUUAAGAGAGCUGGUGCAUCUGGAGUUCGUGCUGGUGUUGGGGGCUACUCCUAUCUGUAUGAACCGCUUUGGUGGGCAGGCAUGAUCACAAUGAUAUUUGGCGAGGUUGCAAACUUUGCAGCGUAUGCGUUUGCUCCUGCGAUACUUGUCACGCCUUUAGGAGCUUUGAGUAUUAUAGUAAGUGCAGCAUUGGCGCAUGUCAUUCUUAAGGAGAAGCUACAUGUUCUGGGAAUGCUCGGCUGUGCUCUUUGUGUCGUGGGUUCUACGACUAUUGUCUUGCAUGCUCCUGGGGAACGUGAUAUUGAAUCGGUGAAGCAAGUUUGGGAUCUAGCGAGCGAGCCUGCGUUUUUGCUGUAUGCGACCUCUGUCGUAGCCGUGGUGUUGAUUCUUAUUUUCCUCUACGUACCUCAGUAUGGGCACACGCAGAUACUGGUCUACAUUGGUAUCUGUUCGUUUAUGGGAUCACUGUCGGUGAUGAGUGCCAAGGCUCUCGGGAUUGCCCUCAAACUGACAUUCGAAGGUAUCAAUCAAUUAAUGUAUCCACAGACAUGGGUGUUCGCAAUGGUGCUUGCGACCUGUGUCAUAACACAGAUGAAUUAUCUGAACAGGGCGUUAGAUACUUUUAAUACUGCAGUUGUAUCUCCCAUUUACUAUGUCAUGUUUACCUCCUUGACAAUCGUAGCUAGCGUCAUCAUGUUCAAGGACUGGGACAGACAAACUCCUGCGCAAGUCGUCACUGAGCUUUGCGGCUUCGUCACCAUUCUCGCUGGAACAUACUUGCUCCACGUCACAAAGGAUCACUGCGAACCAGUUCCAGCGCUACCUUCGUUCAAGGGAGCCAUUUACAAUGGAUUUCCCUCUGUCAAACGACCAGAUGACGAAGAAAUGUCAGAGCAAAUCCCUCUCCGCCGGCAAGACUCCCACUCCUACAGAUCCCCGUGAUCCUGAAUCGUUCUCAUCUCCAAGUCUACAAUAUGUAAAAAGCUCGCAGUCUCGCAAAGCGAUCAUCUUUCCAGGCUUAAAUUCUUCUUCGUCACAUCGGAAUAAAGAGGUCCCUGUCGUGCUGGUGGUGGGUGGUGAUGGUGCUUGAAAUUUAUGUGAAGCGAAAGCUUUAAUCCUGGAAAGAUGGAAGCUGUAGAGGCCACUCAAUUUUGAAACAUCCAGACAAGAAAAGCUGUGCUUUGGCAGCCUUACAAAACUCAGCUCGUAAGAAAAAGUGGAAUAUCUAAAA
This is a messenger RNA of Selaginella moellendorffii, 1641 nucleotides long. Its product is annotated as probable magnesium transporter NIPA4. The transcript has 9 exons. Gene Ontology annotation, molecular function: magnesium ion transmembrane transporter activity. The coding region runs from base 285 to 1352 and encodes 355 amino acids. The record is from RefSeq and is a predicted model, not a curated record. Gene Ontology annotation, biological process: magnesium ion transport. NCBI's taxonomy places the organism in Eukaryota, Viridiplantae, Streptophyta, Lycopodiopsida, Selaginellales, Selaginellaceae. Gene Ontology annotation, cellular component: membrane.